Exophiala xenobiotica is the source of this 1368-nucleotide messenger RNA. RefSeq lists its product as uncharacterized. The record is from RefSeq and is a predicted model, not a curated record. NCBI's taxonomy places the organism in Eukaryota, Fungi, Ascomycota, Eurotiomycetes, Chaetothyriales, Herpotrichiellaceae. Bases 140 to 553 code for a protein of 137 amino acids. The transcript has 2 exons.
CGUCGGACUCUCAUUUAGAAAGUCAAUGCAGGACCAGUCACAGCGACCGUUUCGGAUGCUCUAUGGAGGUUCUCCUUGACAGGACGUUGUAAAUACCUGCUCCGACUAAGCUCACCCCUCCACUAGUGACCAGAUCGCAAUGUUUACAUCUCGCCAUGCCGAGGACCAAUUCCGCCUGCGCAUGCACCGUGCUCGCAGCGUCGAAUUGACGAACGAAGAACUGGUCGAAGUCCGCGCCGCCCAACGUACCUUCGAGGGUGCAUAUAUACGAACCUCGCUGUCCCAAUUUUCUUUUGCGCUCGUUGUACUCAAGAUCUUCACCUCCGAAUUCUACAGCAUAGGAGCUUUAUUCGCAGUGUAUGGUGCGGGAGUUCUGCUGGUCAGCGCGUACCGCAGGCAACAAGGGAACAAACAAUUCUUCAACGAGAUUGGAGAUGACGGAUUGGGCAGAAAGAGAUUCAGGACCAGUGGAAACGUGGUGGUUGUCCUGACAGCGCUGAGUAUUGGGGCGUAUAUCACGUUAUUGGUUCUGACGUUGAGGUUGGAAAAUUGACAGGCAAGAAAUCCGGGGACAUGAAGAUACCAAACUUGCCCAGCUACCAUAUGAAGAUACAUGUCUUUGGUUGUGUGUGAUACCCGAGCUAAGGCGCGUCGGAAACUCACAUUCCUUCAUCAGGGUGACUCAUGCACCACAUUGUGAGGGAUUGCUUGUAUGAUGUGCAUCAGCAAGAACAUAUGUAUGGACAACCAUGUCUCUACCGGCGGGCACAUAUUACGGAUAUGGAUACUCUACUUGAACUCCCAGAGGACAGCUUCGCUUACCAACCUGGAAGUCAAAACAUCGGUUUACUGAUGCGCACUAUCCAAAUCGUGACAGGCUGGGAGAUCCCUUCCAGACGCCUGAUGCGAAUCACAGGACGAAAAGGAGUACGCCAAAAGGACUCGACGACCCAAAUCCUCCUUUUGCAGCGGCGCUGCUAGUCCGAGAAGUCAUUGGAAGAGCCCACGGGUAGCAUUCACUCAUACCCACAUCCACUGGUCAAGACUGCCUUGGAAAGCAACACUCAGAGAGACACUACGAGAUUAUGAAGGACUCAGAGCAGGCGUCCAAACAACCCUGACCCAACAAAUGGGAGCACCGCUCUGCUUUACCAAUUUUUCUGGAAAGAGACCAACAAAAGUACAGCUUCAUCAAGCAUCAGGCUACAUGGACCUAGGGAAAGGACGACGGCUGAUGGACGUAUUCUGGGGUUGACAGCUCUCGUUUCUGACCCUGUCGUAAUGGCACGAUCAAUAACGAGGAAAGGGGCUAUUCUGCGACGUAUUGUAUUUGUAUCUCAUUCUUCAUAUGAUUGUAACCUCUCAACC